This is a messenger RNA of Phoenix dactylifera (date palm), 1710 nucleotides long. Its product is annotated as L-ascorbate oxidase-like. Gene Ontology annotation, molecular function: copper ion binding; oxidoreductase activity. The record is from RefSeq and is a predicted model, not a curated record. NCBI's taxonomy places the organism in Eukaryota, Viridiplantae, Streptophyta, Magnoliopsida, Arecales, Arecaceae.
AUGGGAUUGCUCUCCACUUGCCUUGGCUUUGUAGCCAAACUGCUUCUCCUGGCUCUCUUCAUAUGUGCCACCACUGGCUCAGUCCAAGCUAAGGAAGUCCGCCACAGAUGGGAGGUCUCAUACCAGUUCAAGUCCCCGGAUUGCUACCAAAAGCUCGCAGUUACCAUCAAUGGAGGGACGCCAGGCCCAACAAUCGAUGCCCAGCAGGGAGACAACGUCAUUGUUGAGGUUAUCAAUGGGUUGCUCACCGAGAACCUAGCUAUCCAUUGGCAUGGAAUUCGGCAGAUUGGCACUCCUUGGUUUGAUGGAACUGAUGGGCUGACACAGUGAAUCCAACCUGGGGAGACUUUCACUUACAACUUUACCGUUGAUAGAGCAGGGACCUACCUCUACCAUUCACACUAUGGGAUGCAAAGGUCAGCGGGGCUCUACGGUGUCAUCCGAGUGGCAGUCCCUGAUGGAGUGAAUGAGCCGUUUACCUAUGAUGAAGACCAAAGCCUCCUCCUCUCUGAUUGGUGGCACAAUAGCACUUAUGAACAGGCCACUGACUUAAAUUCGUUGCCUAUCAAUUGGAUUGGGGAGCUGCAGUCUCUUUUGAUCAAUGGGAGAGGCAAAUACAAUUGUUCCCUGGCAGCAGCUGGGGUCUGCAAUGAAACCAACACCGAGUGCUCCUCGUCGGUGGUGACGGUCCAUCCCGGCAAGACCUACCGACUUCGCAUUGGGAGCAUCACAUCUCUCUGAAAUAUCGAAGUAGAGGGGCAUAAUAUGACUGUUGUUGAAGCUGAUGGCCAUUAUGUGAAUCCCUUUGUCGUGAAGAACCUCAACAUCUACUCAGGUGAGACCUAUUAUGUAAUUCUGAAGACCGAUCAAGACCAAUCCCGCAACUACUGGAUUGCUGUAAAUGUUGUUAGCCGGGAACCGGCGACUCCCACCGGCACUGCCAUCCUCAAUUACAACCAAAACCAGCCCGAAAGUCUCCCUCCGACUGUUCCACCCACCGGACCGCUUUGGAACGACACCAUGUACAGAUUCAAUCAGAGCAUCACCACCCGAGCGCAUCCAAAUUAUACUCAGCCUCCACCAAACACUUCUGACCACCUCAUCAUCUUAUUAAACACUCAGAAUACUGUCAAUGGCCAUGAAAGGUGGUCUCUUAACAACGUGUCGCUUGAUCUACCACAUACACCCUAUCUAAUUGCAAUCAAGGAGAACUUGACCAAUGUCUUCAAUCAAACUGCACCACUAGAGACUUAUGAUUACAGGAAUUACGACAUAUAUAGCAUACCAAAGAAGCUGAAUGCGACAACAAGCUCUUCAAUUUAUACAUUACAGUUCAAUUCAACGGUGGAUGUGAUCUUGCAGAAUGCAAACACAUUGCAUGCUAACACCAGCGAAACACAUCCAUGGCACCUGCAUGGGCAUGACUUCUGGGUGAUGGGGUACGGGUUGGGGAGAUUCGAUCCAGCAACCAGUCCAAGCAGUUAUCAGGUCGACCCGAUUAUGAAGAACACGGUGGCACUGCACCCCUAUGGAUGGACGGCCCUGAGGUUCCAAGCCAAUAACCCUGGAGUGUGGUUUUUCCAUUGUCACAUUGAGGCACAUUUGUUCUUAGGCAUGGGGGUGGUGCUUCAAGAGGGAGUGGACAGGGUUGGGGAGCUGCCUAGGGACAUUAUGGGGUGUGGUGAAUCCAAAAGUCUGAUUAGGCCUUAA